GGCCGUCAGUUGACUUGACAGACCGUGUGGGACUUAUCAUAGCUUUCCUCAGCGCUUUCCUGACAGAUUCAUGCGAUAUAAACACGUGAGGGGCGAGGAAGUUAACAAGUAUCUGUACUUGACUUUCGUCAAAUAUGGGGUAGCUGUUGUGAAAUAGGGCAGCGUUUGAAAAUAAGUGGUUGGUUUAGUUAUUUCCUCAUAAUUCACCUCGAAAAAUGUACAGUCCGACACAACCAAACAACGGACUCCUGCUCUCGGAGUCUUCCGACAGCAGUAGUAACCUUUUGAUUAAACCCUUCAAGAGACAGGAGGUUAGCAGCCUUAUAAGUUUGUCUAAUGAAGAGGAUGAUGAAGUACAGUUUGACACUUCUGACACAGAUAAUACCGGCGAGGUGUUGCUGGCUGGUAAACAGUACCCAUCCGUCCAAGAGUUCGCUUCAGCAAUUCCCAACCACCUUCUCCUGGGGUCCCUGCUGGAGCACCUAUGCUUUGUCUAUGAGAGUAACCCGGCACGUUCUCGCAUGCUGUUUAAAGUCAUUGGCCAGCGUUUAGCUGCUAUGAAUCUCCUCUCACCUCUGGCCGUAAGUGAUGAGUUCAGCACCGUCAGACUCCAGCACAACCGGGCCUUCACUGAGCUGCUGCAUGCUGCCAGUUCCUCGCUGUAUCCACAGGGGCACCACCUUCACGGCACAAACACACACAAUGUUGCAGCAAGGCCUAAGGAGGGACUGUUCCAAGCACAGACGUCACGCUAUCUUAGUGAGUUUGAAGAAAUCUGCAGACUUGGGAAAGGAUCUUAUGGAAAUGUUUUUAAGGUUAUGAACAAACUGGAUGGACAAUAUUAUGCUGUGAAGAAAAUUCUUAUCAAAAAAGUCUCAAAGGAUGAUUGCAUAAAGGUGCUCAGGGAAGUCAAGAUGUUGUCCAGCCUGCAGCAUGUCAGUGUGGUCGGCUAUCACACUGCAUGGAUGGAACAUGUUCAGCCUGCAACACAUCCUGAGUCUUUGCUGCCUGCACUGGAAUCAGCCGGACUACAAGACAAUUCUGAUGACAGCCCUGACAGCAGCAACACAGGCUCCUCUAUACUUUUUCAAAGCCUCAGUCAAGAACAAUCAGACACUGCUUCAGGUGCCACAGUGCCUCCAAUAGAGAGCAAUCCUGUCACGGCCUUAGUGCCUGCACAAGAGGGCCAGGUGAUGUGUCCGAAGACGAUGCGCCGCCUCCCAGAGAACUACGUUCCCUGUGUGUUCCUAGGACAGAAAACUCCAAAGAAAAGCUCCAAAUGUCCUGCAAUGAAUUUGGACACUUCAGUGCUGUUAGAGGAGGGGUCCAGCAGGAGCAGCAUCGAGCUAAACAACAACUCCUGCAUUGACAUACCCACAAUAAAGAAUUUUAAAGAGGUACAGUUCCACCUGAUGCUCUACAUCCAGAUGCAGCUGUGUGAACGCUCGCUGAAGGACUGGAUCUCUGAGAGGAACACCAAGCCCACUGAGGAUCAAGCACCAAGAUGUCCUUAUGGAUGUGUUGAUACAGAACACACUGUCAACCUGCUGAGGAAGAUACUUGAAGGGGUGGAUUACAUUCACUCCAAAGGAAUUAUGCACAGAGAUCUGAAGCCAAGAAACAUUUUCCUCCACGGUCAUGACUGCUUCAUUCGGAUCGGGGACUUUGGUUUGGCCUGCAGGGACAUGAUAAUGGAGGGCCAUAAAAGCACCACCUCUCCCAGCAGUGCUUCCUCGCAUACUACAGGUGUCGGCACAUACGUGUACGCUGCACCAGAGCAGCUGAAGGGCUCUCAUUAUGAUUCAAAGUCAGACAUGUACAGUGUUGGAGUGCUGGCUCUUGAGCUAUUCCAGCCCUUUGGGACAGAGAUGGAGCGGGUACGGACCCUCGGGGACCUGAGAGAGGGAAAAAUCCCAGACUCAUUCUGCCAAAGAUGGCCAGCCUUGGCCAAGUACAUCAUGAGGCUGACUAGUAAAGAUCCCAGUGUUCGGCCCACAGCCAGCCAGCUUCUAGAGAGUGAACUCUUCUGCAGUAAAGACAUGGUUAUCCAUGGUUUGCAGAGGAGGGUUGAAGAACAGGAGGAAGAGAUCGUACAGCUGAGGAGACAGAUCAGUCAGCUCCAGAGCUCACAAGUCACAGUCCCUUCCUCUGAGUCAGACAAGACCUGAGCCUUGAAACUCUCAUUACCUCAGAGACUGUCAAAACUUGGAUUUACUCAGCCACUGUUGUACAAUAUUUCACUGACUUGGUACAAGUGGUAGAGCGCGUGUGUGUGUGAGUGAGCAUUUGAGUGUAUCGUGUGUACCUGGAAGUACAGGUGCAAUUAUUUAUCUUUAAACAGCUGUUAAAUAAAACCUAUUUCUGCUAUGACAUGUGAUUUCUAAGAAGCAAUAUGUGAUUAUUGACAAUUUUAGAUUUUUCU
Molecule: messenger RNA, 2422 nt
Organism: Scomber japonicus (chub mackerel)
Lineage: Eukaryota; Metazoa; Chordata; Actinopteri; Scombriformes; Scombridae
Gene: eif2ak1
Product: eukaryotic translation initiation factor 2-alpha kinase 1
Exons: 15
Coding region: 216-2168 (650 amino acids)
Biological process (GO): protein phosphorylation
Molecular function (GO): ATP binding; protein kinase activity
Source: RefSeq, a predicted model, not a curated record